AUGAAAGAUUGGAACGAAAGCACUGCCUUAACUAGAGAAGAACGAAAAGCUCUUUCAGCCUUCAUCAAAGAACUAUCCAAUGUCUGAGGGUCUUUUACCGAUUUUGGACUUCAAAAGCAACCACAAGCUGAAGAAUCAAAAAGCCAACAUUCUCAGGACGCAAAGGUAGAACCAAAGGAAGAAAGCAAACAGACUACCAUUGAUGAAGAAGUCCAACAGCAAAAUGACAGAAAAGCACAAAAAAUCAAAGCGCUAGACCAGUCUGGACAAAUCAUCAACACCUGGAAAGAUACUUCAAAAAUCAACAAAUCAAUCCAAGUGCACAUGAAGAAAGUGGAUACUUCGGAGAAGAACUUGUUCGAAACCACCAAAGGCUUCAGAGACACAUGUGUGUUCUACGUCAAGAAGAACAACAACCUCACCAAACUCAUCAAUGGGUUCGAAGCUAACCUUGCAUACUACAUGAGUUAUGAUGAACUGACUAAAGAGUCGAACCAAGUCAUGGAGAACCUUGAAGAGGACCCGAAAGCCUUCUUGAGCUUUGUAAGCAAGAUCAACCAUUCUCUGAAAUACUUCAAAAGGAACUUUGACUACAAAGGCAGCGAGACCUACCGAGAACGGUACCAGACUCUUUACAACAACACCAUCAACUUCAUCGUGAAGCACAUUCUGGAGUGACUCAGAGAGACCCACGACAAGAUCUUGGUCAAUUUCUUGAAAGUUCUGGAGUAUGUCAAGUCCAACGAAGAGGCUCCCGACAACUCAAUGGUCAAGACCAUUGCAGACAUCGACUUGGACCUGUUGUAUUAUACCCAGUCUAGCUGAAGGUACUUCAAAGUCAAAGAAGUCAUUGUUUACUUGGAAGAAGAAAAGGGAGCCGAAAUCGACAGGAUCUACGAGUACUACCUCAGCAAGCGUCAGGCCUUGCUCACGUAUUUGCUCGAUGACCUCUACGUUUACUAUGACGAAUCGUACAGUUUGUCCCAGACAUUCUCUUCGUUGUUGACUUAUCUGAAGACUUUGCUGAGUCAGGAGUCUACCUUUUUCUACGCUCAUUUCGCAAUGGUGCCUAAGAAGUACCAUGAGUUCCAGUUCUUUAUUGAAGAGUCUGUAUUGCAGUUUCUGCAGCAGAUGAUUCAGAGAGAACAAUCUUUCGAAGAGAUUGCACUCAGCAGCGAUAUCUCAGCUGACUUGAUGGAGAGGUCACUCAACAACAGAAGCAAACGCAAAGUCAUUGGCAGGGCUCACUCUGACGCUCACCGAACCAACAUCACACAAACAUUCAUUGUAAAACUUCAGAAGUCGAUUGAUGAGAAGUUGUCCACUCUUGCUCAUUACAAAUUCCUGGACUUCUUUGAUCAUGCUGAGAAUAUUGGAGAAGAAGUCGUCAAGUUCACAGACCAGAUCAUGAAAAGCUAUGAAGCCAACAAGACCAUAGCCUCCCAAGAUGGGGAUGAAUCCCCAAUCAAUGACAAAAUUGAAAUGAUGGUCAAGAAGAGAAGCGCUCUUAGCGUCAAUAAUAUUGUUCUCUGGGGAAGCUUCAGGCUUGAAAUGAUUAACAAAGGUAUGGAACUUGUUGAAAAACUUGAGAAACGAGUCAGCGACUCAGUCUACAAAAAUGUGAUAAAUGAACUAGUCGCCAUCAUCAUCAGAAGCAUACAAUGCUUCAACUCUCCUGAUGCUAAGAUCGAACACUACUUCUUCAUAUACCAGAAUUUACUGAUUCUGAAAUAACCACUUUAAAGACAGCUUAGAAGAAGAGCAGGCUGAACAAGCCAGAAGGGCUCGACUCGAAGAAACCAAGCAAACCACAAACAGAGCCAAGUUCUUCGAUUUCGACGAGAAAGACAAUACGACUCCUGGACUCGAACAGGAGACUUCGGUGAACCCGCUCGAAGUCGGAGACAUGGAUGGAGGCCUUGUUCAUUACCUCUGGGAAACAUUCAGAUACUGGUUUGUAUAUGACUACCAAGAAGUUAAAGAAAACUCACUUAAAAUCAUUGAAGACGAGCUCAAGAAAAUUGCAUGGAACAUCAAAGAAAUCAUCAGCAGAGACAUGAACUUGAAAGAUGACUCCAAAGAAAGCAUGGAGUUCCUUGACAAACUCAGAAUUUAUGUGGAAAGCAUCGACACUCCGAACACAGGCGAAGACCUCAACUACUUGUUCCAACUCGUGCUCAGCUACAAAUAAGUCAGCUUCAAUGA
Messenger RNA from Moneuplotes crassus, 2205 nucleotides. The record is from the annotation of a GenBank genome assembly. NCBI's taxonomy places the organism in Eukaryota, Ciliophora, Spirotrichea, Euplotida, Euplotidae.